AACAAUGUUACUGUGCACUUGUAUCUCUCUCCAUUUCAUUUCGACAUUUCCCCUCUUUCGAUCCUUUCUUCUUCUCGAUCGAAAUUAGGGUUUACGCACCACCACCACCUCCAUCUCCAUCACCUUCUUCAUCCAGAUUCGCUCGAUUUCCAGAUCCACGAAGCUUCUGCUACUGCUGCUUCUGCUUCUUCCACCUUCCCCUUUCUUUGGUUUAAAAGGGGAACAAUGAAGGGUGUGGCCCGUCUCUUACAAGACUGUGCAGUGCAUUCAAUUAUUUACAUUGCUUCCUGAAGCUUAGCUUAUUGGAGCUUAGAAUCAUACCUCUGUUGUCUGGUGAUGAAUUCUUUGAUGACGUAGUGGACUUAAUCGGAAUAGCUGGGCAAUUGUUUGAGUCAAUGAUAACUAAACGGAGAAUGUCUCUAAAGAUUUAAUGUCUUCUAAUACUGAAGUGAUGUUGGAGGGUUCUAUUAAUGAAGAUGGAAGGGAUUUGUAUGACGGUGCAACAGAAGAUAUGGAAUAUUCAUGUGAUGAUAACAAUGUAGAGCAAUCUGAAAGUGAAUCUUAUGAUGAGGAGGGAGAUGAUGAAGAUCCAGGGACUGAUGAUGCAUCGGUUUCAGAUGAGUCCAUUCGUGAUAUGGAUUAUGAACAAAAUGAUACUGAUUGUUACGAUGAUUUGGAGGAACCAUAUGGGGAUUACCAAGAUGAAGAUAUGUCCAACAAUGUUGAAGAUCGUGUUGCGAUUAAUUCACUGAAUGACAUACUUGCUAUGGACCUGAAGAAUUUAGUACCCGUUGAUAUGAUUAACUAUGAUUUUCUUGAUAGUGAUGUUGCAUAUCUAUUCUACCACUGGUACGGGAGAGCAAAUGGCUUUGCUGUCAGAAAAAGUAGAAAGGUACACAGUAGUAUAGAUGGCAUUCUUUUGCAACAGAAUUAUGUGUGUCACAGGGAAGGAAAGCGUGAGGACAGGGGUGUUACAAUGGAAAACCGUAAGCAGAAACAAAGAGUGGAUUUUAGGUGCGGGUGCAAUGCUAAAUUUAGAGUCCAUAUUGAUGCUGAGACGCAACGCUGGUAUGUGAAGCUGUUUAACGAUGAACACACUCAUGAACUUGUUGAAGAUGAAACAUGUGGGAUGAUUGCGGCUUAUAGGAAAAUGACUGAUACUGAUAUAUUGCACAUGAACAACAUGUUAAAAGUUGGUAUAAGGACCCCCCAAAUCCAUAGCUCACUCGCUAGUCAGACGGGUGGCUACAUGAAGGUCAGCUGUUCCAAGAAAGGAAUGUAUAAUGUACAAGCACGCGAAAGACGGGUGCAUGCUACUGAUGCUGGAGGUGCAUGCAAGAGGACAUCGUGGUUAGCAAGCAAGAUUUAUUGCGUCACGUAUGUCAGAAUCUAGGAUUGCAAGCACCAUCGUGGUCGCGGUAUGACUCGAAAGAAAGAAAUGGGGUUUCGUUUUACAAGUACACCGUAUCUGUGGCAUGUGGUUAUCCCGGGAAACCAAUAGUCAUGUUCAGCAAGUAUUGCGCCUCACAUGAGGAUGCUUGUGAGUCUGUUUCAUUUAAGAUGUUGCAGUUCGUGCUUCGUAUGCAUGGAAAGAAGGUGAAAGACUACAAUUACCAUUUCUUGAAGGACAUGGAUGCAUUGUUGAAACAUAAGGAUGACCAAAUCGCAUGCAUGCUUAAUGAGAUUGAAGUUCUGGCUGAAGAGAAUAAAACUCUCAAAACAUGUCUUGGAUUAGGGAGAUAGUGUGGUAUGUUGUGUAGCCAUGUUUGUGCUUUGGAUGAUCUAAAUAUUUUGUUUUAUCCUGCCGGUCUUACUUUAGUUGUGAUGUUGUUUUACCAUCCCAUACGUGUAUGGCUUCAUGCAUGCAGUUAUGUUGCAUCAUUUUGGCUUUUGUUAUGAUCUAUGAAUGAUAUGCAAAUUGGAUCUAACUUCUUAUUCUUUA
Molecule: messenger RNA, 1942 nt
Organism: Lotus japonicus
Lineage: Eukaryota; Viridiplantae; Streptophyta; Magnoliopsida; Fabales; Fabaceae
Product: putative protein FAR1-RELATED SEQUENCE 10
Exons: 3
Coding region: 431-1393 (320 amino acids)
Source: RefSeq, a predicted model, not a curated record